Osmerus eperlanus (European smelt) is the source of this 2048-nucleotide messenger RNA. Its product is annotated as solute carrier family 35 member F2-like. Gene Ontology annotation, biological process: transmembrane transport. Bases 180 to 1364 code for a protein of 394 amino acids. Gene Ontology annotation, cellular component: membrane. The transcript has 9 exons. Gene Ontology annotation, molecular function: transmembrane transporter activity. The record is from RefSeq and is a predicted model, not a curated record. Lineage: Eukaryota; Metazoa; Chordata; Actinopteri; Osmeriformes; Osmeridae.
GAAAAAAAACCUGUGGCCUUCACAGGAGAAAGAUAAUAAAUAUCGACAAUGCUAUUGUCUCGACCACACACACUGACAAUGCAUCUCCACCAGGAAGGGCUCAAGACCUCUCAAGUUAAUUUGUGGCGCUGAAAAAGUUUGUCAGAACACUUAAAGGUUUACCUCAGAAGCAGAAGGCGAUGGAGGGCCCAGAGCGAGGAGCCCUGCCAGGCUGUGAGUGUUGCAGCAGCCCUGCUGCCUGGGUCAGAGCGAGCAAGGAUGUUUUAACAUGGCGCCUGCUGAAGACCAUCUCCAUGGGCCAGGCGCUGUCUCUGCUCAUCUGUGGGACAGCCGUGAGCUGCCAGUACCUGGCGGAGGCCGGCGUGGAGACGCCCAUGAUGCAGAGCUUCCUCAACUACGCACUGCUUCUGCUCACCUACACCGCUGCCCUCUGCUGCCGGAAGGGUGAUGGGAACAUCUGGCAGAUUUUGAAGACCAGAUGGUGGAAGUAUCUGUUAAUGGGUCUGACAGAUGUGGAGGCAAACUAUGCAGUAGUGAAGGCCUACCAGUUCACCACCCUGACCAGCAUACAGCUUCUGGACUGUUUCGUGAUCCCCGUAUUGAUGGUGCUCUCCUGGUUCUUUCUGAAGACGCGCUAUAGGCCGGUUCACUUUGUGGGCGUGGCUGUGUGUCUGCUGGGGGUGGGGGCCAUGGUGGGGGCAGAUCUGCUGGCCGGACGAGACCAGGGAUCCACCCAUGCCGUGCUGCUGGGGGACGGGCUGGUGCUGGUGAGCGCAGCGCUGUACGCCGUCUCUAACGUGUGUCAGGAGUACACUGUGAAGAACCUGGGCCGCGUCGAGUUCCUGGGCAUGAUGGGCCUGUUCGGAACCGCCAUCAGCGGAGUACAGCUAGUUGUGCUCGAAACGAACGCGGUAGCAGCGAUAAAAUGGGAUUUAAAAAUAGCCGGGCUGUUUGUGGCCUACGCCCUGUGCAUGUACGGGCUGUACAGCUGCAUGCCACUGGUGGUGAAGAUGACCAGUGCCACGGCCGUCAACCUGUCUCUGCUCACCGCUGACCUCUUCAGCCUCUUCUGUGGACUGUUCCUCUUCCACUACACAUUCUCCGGCCUGUACAUCGUGUCCUUCGUGGUGAUCACGGUGGGAUUCAUCAUGUUCAACGCCGUGCCCACCCACGCCCCUCACCCCCCUCCCGGCCCUGAAGAGGAGGACAAGACGCCCAGCGAGGAGGAGGUGAGCCCCCAGGGCCUGCGGGAGGAGGUGGGCCCCCAGGGCCUGCAGGAGGAGGAGCGGGGAGAGGAGCGGGAGGAGAGCUGCUUCAGAAGGCCGGUUGUCACGUACGUCACAGAACGUUGCACCAGGAUGUAGCCUGGCGCUCUCACCUCCCUUCACCUGUUGUCCCCGUGAGGCACGUCCCUGUGCCAUCUGUUGGGACUGACAAGAUGGCCGCCCGCUGGGUUUUUGGAGAAAGUUACAACUUUUGAAGCGCACACGGAUGCGUGUGACCAUUCGGAGAAUGGAUGUUUCACUUCCUGCACAGUAGCCAAUCGGUGCGUGGACCAUUCUGUGCAGACAAACUGCAGUGAGAACGCAGCUUAACACACUGGCCAGGUACAGACUCCUCUAGUUACAGUUCUGACUGGUUGCUGUUGUCCAUUGUGGUGGGACCACAUGGGACCAGCCUGUCCUGCUGAGGUCACAGGACACUCAUGUACAUGUCACUGGACACUCGUGUACAUGCAGUUUACAUCACAGCACUACCUUGUCUCCAUCACUGUUCCAAGUCUGGGUCCCAAUCUGCUGGUUUGUUAAUGUUUUUUUUUUUGUUUUGAUAUGUUUUGUAUAUUGUCAUUUGUAUGAUGAUAUGCUGCUCAUUGAAGAGAUAAUCAUCAUUAUCAAGAAGAAAUUGCCUUUUUAAAAUUAUGUUCUUCAUACAUGAAUACCAUGUGCGUUUGUUUAUACAGCUGGUUACUGAUCACCUAUUUAUAUAUUUGGGUCAUUAAAAACAUUAUUAUUUUUUCAUUAACUUUUCUUAAUAAAGUUUAAAUUGUA